This is a messenger RNA of Rubroshorea leprosula, 960 nucleotides long. NCBI's taxonomy places the organism in Eukaryota, Viridiplantae, Streptophyta, Magnoliopsida, Malvales, Dipterocarpaceae. The record is from the annotation of a GenBank genome assembly.
AAAGUGAGUAUUAGUUUAAGAUCAAAUGAACUUUACAAGUACAUUUUUCCAAGGUACUUUGUCAGAUGGAAAAGAAACUGCUGUGAAGAGGCUCUCAAAAAGCUCUAGACAAGGAUUAGUUGAGUUCAAGAAUGACGUUGCACUUAUAGCCAAACUUCAACAUCGGAAUCUCGUAAAGCUUCUAGGAUGCUGCAUUCAAGGGGAGGAGAAAAUGCUGAUUUACGAAUAUAUGCCUAACAAAAGUUUGGACUUCUUCAUUUUUGGUUCAGAUUCCUUUGGAACCCAGUCAAUUAAAUUUGCAGUGGGAAUUGCUAAAGGGCUUGUCUAUCUACAUGAAGAUUUUCAAUUGAGGAUUAUGCAUAGAGAUCUCAAAGCAAGCAAUGUUUUGCUUGAUAGUGAAAUGAACCCCAAAAUUUCUGGCUUCGACAUGGCUAGAACAUUUGGAGAAGAGUCUGAGGGAAGCACAAAGAGGGUGGUUGGAACCCAAAGAAAUAGAGGGUUUAACCAUCUCAAGCCUGGCCUUAAUCUUGUUGGACAUACAUCGAGAUUGUCGAAAGAAGGAAAUCCUUUAGAACUGAUUGAUUCAUUUGUACAAGAGUCUUGCACUCUGUCUGAAGUAUUAAGAUGCAUCCAUAUUAUUCUUUUAUGUGUUCAACAACACCCUGAGGACAAGCCAAGGAUGUCAUAUGUGGUUUUGAUGCUGAGUAGUGAGAUAGCCCUAGAACAACCCGAAGAACCAGGUUUCCUUAUUGACAAGAAAUCACUUGAAACAAAUUCUUCAUCCAGUAAACCUGAAUCAUCUUUAACCAAUUAACCUCUCAGUGUUGGAGCCACGAUAAAGGUUUCUCGAAAACUGCUUGCCUUGUGCUAUGCAAGUUGCUGAAUGUUGUUUAGGAAUGCAUGCCAUAUACCUUAACUAUUAUUUCAAUCUUCUACUCUUCCAUAGUUGAAUAUUCUAAA